AUGUCCAAAGAGAUCGAUCAUGGCAAAUCGGAGUCCCUUCGUUCUCCCUCCACCUCCCACUCACACACCGAGUCGGAACUCUCGCGGACAGAGACUCAAUCGUCACGUCCUGGCCUAGCUCACUCGGUCAAGUCGAGGCUGCGAUCCCGUUCUAACGCCAGCGCCUCUCGUAUAGACAGGGUGUAUUCCGCUGGAUACUUAGAUGACCAAUCUGUCUAUCACAGCCAUGAUUCCAACGACGAGGAUGGCAGCGAACCGGUCCUGGAAGCUCGAGACGGUAUCGUCAACGAGCGUGAUGUCGAUCUGGAACAAGGAGCUGGUGCGCAUCAAGAACUCGAGAAGUCCGGGACGGGACGGUCAGAUCGAUCACAGCGCGAUCCAUACCUGGUGAAGUGGAAUGGAUCCGAUGACCCAGAGAACCCGAAAAAUUGGACCAACAAGAAAAAAUGGGCGGCUACCAUCACCGUCUCUAUGUUUACCUUCAUUUCGCCCGUUGCGUCCUCCAUGGUUGCCCCGGCGCUGCAGUCUCUGGCGGCGGAUUUGAAGAUCCAUGAUGAGGUCGUCAUCCAAAUGGCUCUAUCUAUCUUCGUCCUGGCCUAUGCUGUUGGUCCGUUAUUUCUGGGCCCACUGUCGGAGAUAUACGGCCGAGUGAUCGUCCUUCAGCUCGCCAACCUGGUCUAUCUCGUUUUCAACAUUGGCUGUGCCGUCUCGCAGACCACCACACAGCUUAUCGUCUGCCGGUUCUUUUCGGGGCUGGGUGGUAGUGCCCCACUGGCCGUCGGUGGUGGCCUCCUAUCCGACUGCUUUCGCCCGGAAGAGCGAGGCAAAAGCAUUGCCAUCUACAGUCUCGCCCCGCUCCUAGGUCCAGCUGUCGGGCCCAUCGCAGGCGGUUUCAUCGCCGAAAACACCACCUGGCGCUGGGUCUUCUACUCGACAUCCAUCGUGGAUGCCUUCAUCCAAUUCGCCGGACUUUUCUUCCUGCGCGAGACGUACGGCCCAAGGAUCCUGCGCGAUCGCGCCAAACAGCUCCGCAAGGACACUGGCGACGAAUCCUACCAAACCGAAGACGAACGACAGAACAAGACCCUCCUACAAGUCCUCCGCACAUCGCUCGUCCGCCCCUUCCGCCUCCUCCUCACCCAGCCCAUCGUGCAAGUCAUCGCCGUCUACAUGGCCUACAUCUACGGCAUCAUGUACCUGGUCCUCUCGACCUUCCCCACCCUCUGGACCAGCCCAGAAUACUACAACGAGUCCACCGGCAUCGGCGGCCUCAACUACAUCUCCCUCGGCCUCGGCUUCUGGUUCGGCUCGCAACUCUGCGCCCCGCUCAACGACCGCACCUACCGCCGCCUCAAAGCGCGCAACAACAACAUCGGCCGUCCCGAGUUCCGCACUCCCCUCCUCUACAUCGGAGCGGUCAUCCUGCCCGCAGGCCUCUUCAUCUACGGUUGGACAGCCCAAAACCACGUCCACUGGAUCGCGCCCAACAUCGGCGCGCUCCUCUUCGGAAUGGGCAACAUUAUCACCUUCCAGUGUAUCCAGACGUACACGGUCGACGCCUACACGCGGUUUGCGGCCAGCGCGCUGGCAGCCAGUUCGUUUCUGCGCUCGCUGGCGGGGUUCGGGUUUCCGCUGUUUGCGCCUUAUAUGUACAAGACGUUGAAGUAUGGGUGGGGGAAUAGUCUGUUGGCGUUUAUUGCGUUGGGGCUGGGGAUUCCGGCGCCGAUCUUUCUGUGGAGGUAUGGGGAGAAGUUGCGGAAGAUGAGUCCUUAUGCGGCGGGAUAA
This is a messenger RNA of Aspergillus campestris IBT 28561, 1785 nucleotides long. Its product is annotated as MFS transporter. Lineage: Eukaryota; Fungi; Ascomycota; Eurotiomycetes; Eurotiales; Aspergillaceae. Bases 1 to 1785 code for a protein of 594 amino acids. Gene Ontology annotation, biological process: transmembrane transport. Gene Ontology annotation, molecular function: transmembrane transporter activity. The record is from RefSeq and is a predicted model, not a curated record. The transcript has 3 exons.